AUAUAUGUCGUUUUAAUGGGGAUGAUGGUGACUUUGGUUGUUGUGAUAGUUUUGGGCAACGCUUUGGUCAUUUUGGCCUUUAAAGUGGACAAGAGUUUGAGAAGACAAUGCAAUUACUACUUCCUGAAUUUGGCAAUAUCAGAUUUUCUUGUUGGGGCAUUCUGCAUCCCAGUCUACAUCCCUUACAUUCUCACAGGCAGGUGGACACUGGGCCAACGACUGUGUAAGCUGUGGCUGGUCAUGGACUACCUGCUUUGUUCUGCGUCUGUGUUCAACAUCGUCCUCAUCAGCUACGACCGCUUCCUGUCAGUCACCAGAGCAAUAAGUUACCGUGCCAGACAGAGCAUGACUCAUCAAGCCAUAAUCAAGAUGAUUGCUGUCUGGGUGCUAGCCUUUGUCCUGUACGGCCCAGCUAUCAUAUUCUGGGAGCUGGCGGUGGGCAGAAGCCGCGUGCCAAAGGAUGAGUGCUUUGCGGAGUUCUAUUACUCUUGGUACUUCCUGCUGAGUGCCUCCAUGCUGGAGUUUUUCUCUCCUUUCAUCUCGGUGGCUUUCUUCAACCUCAGCAUUUACCUCAGCAUACGCAGGAGGAGGCUCCACAGCAGGGAGGCCCAGCUCCACCUUCAGUUGAGCGAACCUGCAUCUGCCCAGGGGGACGGUAUCCCCCUAUCCCACAACUGGGGGUUAGGGAUGAAACUGGCUGUAAAAGGCUCUAUCCACUCCCAGACCUCCUCUCCCAGUUUGGGUAAACUAGAUCCCUCAACCAGCAGGGCUGCCCAGCCUAGCCGUCUGUCCAGGGAUAAGAAAAUUGCUAAGUCCCUGGCCAUCAUAGUGUGUGUGUUUGCCAUCUGCUGGGCACCAUACACCCUACUGAUGAUCAUCCGUGCUGCCUGCAGAGGGCGGUGCAUCCAGCAUCACUGGUACGAGGUCACCUUCUGGCUCCUGUGGCUCAACUCUGCUAUUAACCCAUUCCUGUACCCACUUUGCCACAGUAGCUUCCGUAGGGCCUUUAGUAAGAUUCUCUGCCCAAGGCGACAUACUACUCCCUCAUCAUCUGUCCUCCGUGUUGGCCAGUGA
Molecule: messenger RNA, 1074 nt
Organism: Morone saxatilis (striped sea-bass)
Lineage: Eukaryota; Metazoa; Chordata; Actinopteri; Moronidae
Product: histamine H3 receptor-like
Exons: 3
Coding region: 16-1074 (352 amino acids)
Biological process (GO): adenylate cyclase-activating adrenergic receptor signaling pathway
Cellular component (GO): membrane
Molecular function (GO): histamine receptor activity
Source: RefSeq, a predicted model, not a curated record